This is a messenger RNA of Colletotrichum abscissum, 438 nucleotides long. RefSeq names its product alpha-ketoglutarate-dependent sulfonate dioxygenase. Gene Ontology annotation, cellular component: cytoplasm. The transcript has a single exon. Gene Ontology annotation, molecular function: 2-oxoglutarate-dependent dioxygenase activity. The record is from RefSeq and is a predicted model, not a curated record. Bases 1 to 438 code for a protein of 145 amino acids. NCBI's taxonomy places the organism in Eukaryota, Fungi, Ascomycota, Sordariomycetes, Glomerellales, Glomerellaceae.
AUGUCGAAUUUAGAGUCCAGACAGCAUGUCUCCCCAGACUCAGGCUUCCCGAUCUGCUUGCAUCCGCACUUCCAUCCCAAGAUAAGAGAUCAUGUACCUCCUGAGCCAGUUCGAGAGGAGAAAUUUCCGGAGAAGGAUAGGGCAUCCUUCGCCGAUCCUGAGAAGAAAGCCCUCCUCUCAGCUGCGAAGAGGUUUGAUUUGACAGAGUCAAUCGGCACAGUAUUGGAAAGUGUGCAGUUAUCACAGCUCUCUACACAACAACUGGACGAACUUGCACUUCUUGUUACUGAGCGCGGGGUUGUCUUCUUUCGGAGCCAGGACCUGACAACUGAUGGUCAGGUUAAACUCUUUGAGCAUUACGGCGCUCUCGACCGUCAUCCCGCUCAGAAGGAUUUGAAGUACGUUGUUAUCAAGGGCAGCCGCGAGGAUCACCGUUAA